GUUACGCAUCUUGUUAUUCUAAUGUCUUUGCUUCUGGGCAGCUUAUUUAGCGUUUCGAAAUAAGAGUAUUUAAAUAUUUAGAAAGUGUUAUUAACCUUUAUUACUCAUACGCACUGUUGACAUUUUCCAAUGCAAGUUUGUUCAUUUUAUUUACCCCUUUGGCCAAACAAGUUAUUCUGUUCUCGGCAGCAAUUGGGUAACUGUCGUUUCCUCGCCAAAGGUAGCGCCAUCGACUUUGUCCACCAAACGGAGCAGGAUGUGCCCAACACUAGCCCCCAGCACUUGCAGCUUGUGGAGCACGUUCACAUGGUUUUGCCUGGAGUUCGAGUUCCUGUUCGAUUUCGAGUUCGAGUUCCACUUCAGAUUGCAGACCGGAGCACCAAAUCGCACCACUCACCCAUCAAUAUCAAUCACCUUGUACAGAUUAGCAGCUAAACCCACUGGAUGGAAACGGCCCACACCCGCUCACUUCUCUCUCACAGCAAAUUCACAAAUCGCAAAUCGCAAUCCGCAUCCGCUUGAGUCCCGGCUUCGUGUCCUGUACUGCAGUAGUGUGUAGCCAGGCUGUAGAUUGUCCAUCGCUUGUCGCUUGCUCCUGUUCUUGUUGGUCCUUGCUCCAGUGUGGCGGGAGGUCCUUGAUGCGGGCUUAUGUGUGUUGUGCGUGUGAAUCCCCCUGUUGGGUACUGUCCGCUCUACUGUCUCCUCUCUAUCUCUUUCUAUCUCUCUUCCCUCUCUCUCUCUCUUGCUCUGCUCCUUUUGCGGAACGCAGUUCGACAGCAGUGAAUGUGCCCACCCACCGUUGCACUGCAAUAGUCGCCACAUCCACAUGCUGGCCGAGGAGCACUCCACCUCCAUUUCGGAGCGCUGCACCCGCAGCCGGAUCAACUCGGCCAUCUUUGUGUCCUCGGAGGGGCGAGGCUUCGACUCCAUAGAGUUCCUGCGGCGCCACGGCUCCCAGAGUGUCCUCUGCAGGAAGGCCAAGAGCGCCGAGAACAUUACGGACAACGGAAGAAGGAGGAGCCUGCGGCCGUGGCGCACCGACGAUGAGUCCUGCAAGCAGCAGCACCUCUCGCAGGACAGCAACGACAUCGAGCUGAAGGAGUGCGGAGGCGCUGGAGGCGAGCUGCUCCGGCUGCCGGUCAUCCACGAUGGCAAGCAGUCGCCCACCGCCGUGACCAGUCUGCUGGCGCGAUCAGCGGCCAUAACCACGGCCAACAUGAUUGUGGGCAGCAUUUCGCUGGAGGCACCACCACCUUACAUGCAGGACGACGAGGGCGAUACGCUGUCCACGGCGGCACUCAUCCACAGCGAUGCUGAUGCCGUGAUUCACGAGUCGCAGGACUCGGCGGAGACGGUGGAGGAGCUGGUCCACGUGCCGCUCCUGGCCAGUGCCACUGCCACGGCCAGCGUUUCGGCCUCAUCCUCGCCCAGCAUUGCCAUCGAGGCCAAGCCACGGGUCCUGGUGCACCAGCGAUCCUCGACCGCCUCCUCGUCGCCGCACAGCAGCCCCAAGAACCUGGGCAACCUGGGACUGAAGAUCGUCAAGCCGAAGAUCAAUGCCGUGCCAAUGGUUUCCGUAUCCGGUCCCUCGCCGCCCAUUGAGAAGCCACCGCUUGCCGAGUGCUUGUAACAAAUGG
This is a messenger RNA of Drosophila teissieri, 1637 nucleotides long. RefSeq lists its product as uncharacterized. Bases 827 to 1630 code for a protein of 267 amino acids. The transcript is spliced from 3 exons. The record is from RefSeq and is a predicted model, not a curated record. NCBI's taxonomy places the organism in Eukaryota, Metazoa, Arthropoda, Insecta, Diptera, Drosophilidae.